AUGAUUAGAGAAAAGAGUAAGUUAGCGCUUGAUGCUCUUAGGAAGCUGGAGGAGCUAUAUCAACCAUUUUACUGGAUGAAUAAAGGCACGAACAAUGGUUAUCCUCUGAGUCCCGCAGCACAAGUUGUUUCUGAAAGUCAGGGCCCAGUUGUGACCGUCUCAUCGGGUCUUCAUUUGAUGAAAGAUUCUCUUACACCUAACCUAGUUAAAAUCAAGGAUAAUAUGGCUAUUGUAAUUAACAAAGGUCAAAGCAUUUUGUCAGAUCGAACUGCUUCUCAUGCUCAGGCUAAUGCAGUCUAUGAUGCUUUGUUGGAUUUUUUUAACAAGAGAAAUCUCAAUAGAAUACAAGAAAGUAAAAUAAGUUUGCUAGCAAAGGAAAAUGGUUUCCAGCUGUUAUCUGAUGAUUUUGAAGUCCAGGUAAUAGAUUCUACGCGAUAUUACAAAGAAAACAACCAAUUGAGGGACAUGAAUAAGCAUACAGUAACGAGCCUAGGAAGUCAAAAUUAUGAGCUUCAUCAUUAUUCACCAAAUGAAGAUUCUGUGAACAAAAAUGAUGAUUUACUAGCUGCUAUUGAAGUAUCUGCAGCAGAUGAUGCUACGCAACCUGCACUUGGGGAUUCUGAAUAUGACUUUAAGAAACAUCUGGAAACUGACACUAGGGACAAAAGUAACCUAGUCAAUGAAGAUGUUAAAAGCUGCGAACAAAAUGAUAUGGGUUCAUUAAAAUGUCAAGAUGCACAUUCUGUGCUUGAACAAGAAGUGCCUUCCGUAGGGACAUGCAUGGAGAAAGAUACUGUUGAUGCUGUUGGUUGCAGCUCAAGCUCUAGAGGAGGUGCUGAAAAACUUUCACUUGUCGACCCUGUUGAGGGUUUCAGUGGAUAUGAUGAGGAUCAGGUUGAGAAAGACGUGAUUAGUAAGCCAAGUAAGGAACAUAUUCAACAUCAACCUUUUCAGUGUUCCUUUUUCUUUAUCGAUGGUGGAUAUCGAUUGCUGAAUUCACUAACUGGUGGAUCAAAUAUUCCAUCCCUGGUUUUACUUGAUCCUGUUGAGCAGCAACACUAUGUUUUUUCUGAGGAUAGAGACGUUGAUUACUCUUCCAUGUUUACUUUUGUGGAGAAGUUUUUAAAUGGAAGUCUUUCUCCAUAUAAACCUUCUGCAUCCUCUAUAUUGAGUUCCAAGGAGGCCCCUCAACCACCAUUUGUGAAUCUGGACUUCCACGAGGUUGAUGCUAUACCUCGAGUGACGACCAAUACAUUCUGUGAACUGGUUUUUGGUUUUAUCCCUUGUGUUACUGAAAAAGCUUCUAUAGUCAUAGUGUAUUAUGGAUGCGUUGAACUUCAAUGUUGA
Messenger RNA from Dendrobium catenatum, 1347 nucleotides. RefSeq lists its product as uncharacterized. The transcript has a single exon. Lineage: Eukaryota; Viridiplantae; Streptophyta; Magnoliopsida; Asparagales; Orchidaceae. The coding region runs from base 1 to 1347 and encodes 448 amino acids. The record is from RefSeq and is a predicted model, not a curated record.